GUGUUCAGACUUGUUCUCCUUCUCUCCCUGCACACGGCUUUCACCUGACCUUUUCGGCUGCGCACGUCUGUCACUGCCUCUGUGCUGCACGAGGCGUGCUCCCUACUCACACGCGUGUGCGGUUUCAGCGGCACACAUCCUCACUGAUUCUACAACAGAAGUUUCUAUCUCAGGGAAAAUACGACACACGGUUAACCGUGACACUGUGCCCCCUGCUGCUUUAUCACCGCGUCACAGCUCUAUCCAAAAGUGCUGUAAACGUAUAAAAGGUUCCUUGUUGUGUUUGUGUCCCUGCAGUCCUCCCCCAGCAUUGGAUGACUGAAGAGGAAGUUCUCUGCAACCAGCAGAGGAACUUCAGAGUGGAUCAGGAGAAACCAGAACCUCCACAGAUUAAAGAGGAACUGGAGGAACCAGAACCUCUGCAGAUUCAAGAGGAACAGAAUGAACCAGAACCUCCACAGAUGAAAGAGGAACAAGAGGAACCAGAACCUCCACAGAUUAAAGAGGAAAAGGAGGAACCAGGACCUCCACAAACUGAAGAAGAACUGGAGGAACCAGAACCUCCACAAACUGAAGACGAACAAGAGGAACCAGAACCUCCACAGAUUAAAGAGGAACAGGAGGAACCAGAACCUCCACAGAUGAAAGAGGAACAAGAGGAAUCAGAACCUCCACAUAUUAAAGAUGAAAAGGAGGAACCAGAACCUCCACAAACUGAAGAUGAACAGGAAGAACCAGAACCUCCACAGAUUAAAGAGGAACCAGGGGAACUCUACAUCAAUCAGGAUGAAGAUCAGCUGGAUCUGAAGCAGGAGACUGAUACCUUGAUGGAGAUUCCUACUUAUGAGGAAGAUGAGAACAGUGAAGCAGAUCUAAACAAUCAGCAGAGCUUUAAUGUAACUGAUAGUCAGGAUGAAGAAGGAAACCAACAUGAAGAACCAACAUCAACUACAGAUGAAGAGACAGACCCACAGAACGGAUAUCAGAGGAAGAGGAGGGACAGAAGUCAUGUCCAAAAUGUGGACAGCUCUCACGUGUCAGCAGGGGUCACCACAGCGAAACAUCACUCCCUUGAGGAUGAGUAGCAUGGUUAACUUGGCAAAUGUUUUCAUGUUGGAUGCCCUUCCUGACGCAAUCCUCUCAAUCCAACCGGGCUUGGGACUGGCACAGCAGCAGAGAAGGGAAUAGGGAGCAGCCAGGAAUUGAACCCUGGUUUCACGGAUGGAAGGCGCCGCAAACCAGCACGACGUUAAACCGGCCCCACAAAGUAGACACAAACAUAAUGGAGAAAUCAAUUGAAUCAGCAGUUUUGUUCAGUUUCUAUUGAAAAGGCUGCAUAAAUAUGACAGACAGCUUUCAGGUUCAGAUGCAGUUCUGAAAAACAGCAGAAACAUGAUCUGAUGGAGGCUCUCAUUUAUCCUCAUUAUUCUUCCAAACAGCCCAAUCAAGUUGGCCCAAAGGCACAUUGGCAGAGCAACAUGUUGUCUAUGAAGAACCUACUCAGCUGUGCUACAAA
Molecule: messenger RNA, 1516 nt
Organism: Oryzias latipes (Japanese medaka)
Lineage: Eukaryota; Metazoa; Chordata; Actinopteri; Beloniformes; Adrianichthyidae
Source: RefSeq, a predicted model, not a curated record